Messenger RNA from Periconia digitata, 2764 nucleotides. The record is from the annotation of a GenBank genome assembly. Lineage: Eukaryota; Fungi; Ascomycota; Dothideomycetes; Pleosporales; Periconiaceae.
AUUAAUAUCUCACCCAAUCUGUCUGCUGCGCAUCCAGGUAGUAUCAAACCCAAAAGCAGAGGCACUAGCAACAUCAUGGCGGAUUCAGCAUCAAGUCAUGGUACAGGACAGCAGCCAUCGAAGCCUGACGAGGUCAACCGGACCACGUCACCGAGAUCCAAUCUCACCAGAGUUGUCUCCAUUGCCGACCCUGAGAUUGAAAGCAUCUCCCCGUUGAUGAAAGGAAAGCACAAGGAUCUUGACCAAGGCGAUUACUUCGACCUCGACAAAGCCACCAAGCAGUAUCGUGCCAGUGUUUCCGGUAAAAGACUAUCGGGUCGGCCAUCCACCGAACGAUUGGGGACAUAUACAAAAGCUCCCACCCAAGAAGGCAAUCCUUCUCUUUCCUCACUUCUUUCCGAAACAUCUGAUACUUCAUCUCGCCAUUCGCAUGAGAAUCUAGUCAAGCAUGUGACCGCAUGGCUGAAGAGUGAAAAGGCUCGACGAGCAACCCGCAGAGCGAAACGAAAGGCUUCCAAACAUGCCAAAGCCGCAACUGAGACGGCAGGAGCAUCUACCCAGGACCCAAAUCAAACGGAACCCCAAAGAAGAAACAGCACCUCUUCAUCAUCCGACGGUUCAGUUGCGCUCGAACACCUCGCUGAUAUUUUGGGCCGGAGCUUGUCGGUCAGAUCAACAGAGAGCUCGUCUCGUCAUCAUAGAUCGUCCCAUCAUCGAAAACUAUCUGCCAUGAUGAAGCGCCAUUCCACCGUGUCAUCUGGAGAGGAUCACUUUGAUUCCAUUGAUCAACUUGUUCCCAGCUGCGAAGCUACGUUGGACAACACCAAGACUUUGACGUACGGUGCGGGUGGUCCUGAAUCCGAAAGUACUGUUGACCUAACCAAGGGAGUGGGUAAGAGGCGCGCAAAGAAAGAGAAAGAUGCUUGGGCAACUUUCAAAUAUGAAAUCGUCAGACUUGCACACACUCUUAAACUAAAAGGCUGGCGACGGGUGCCCCUCGAUCACAGUGGAGAGAUCAGCGUCGACCGGCUCAGUGGUGCACUGACAAACGCUGUGUACGUGGUUUCACCACCAAGGGACCUGCCUGGUGAGGAAGGACGUCAAGGGGAUCUGCCAGCACCCAAAAAUCCUCCACCCAAACUACUGCUCCGUAUCUAUGGCCCUCAAGUUGAGCAUCUCAUCGAUCGGGAGGCUGAACUGCAGAUUCUCCGAAGACUUGCACGCAAGAAAAUCGGUCCUCGAUUACUAGGUACUUUCACAAAUGGCCGAUUCGAAGAGUACUUCCACGCCAGGGCACUCACACCCCAAGAGCUUCGCCUUUCCGAUACCUCGAGACAGAUUGCAAAGCGGAUGCGAGAGCUUCAUGAGGGCAUAGAUUUGCUCGCGACUGAAAGAGAAGCCGGUCCAUUUGUUUGGCAGAAUUGGGACAAAUGGGUCAAUCGAGUGGAACAAAUAGCUACGUGGCUUGACCAGCAGAUCCUCAAUGGCACGCAAGAGCCUGGAGAGUCAUCUACCGAGAAAUGGAAAAGCCGCGGAUUGGUGUGCGGGGUUGAAUGGCCAAAAUUCAAGGAAGUGGUUUACAAGUAUCGCGAGUGGCUGAAUGAGCAGUAUGGUGGCAUAGCAAAGGUCAACGAGCGACUGGUCUUUGCUCACAACGAUACACAAUACGGGAACAUCCUUCGCAUGACACCGGCAGGAGAGUCGCCCCUUCUUUUGCCUGCCAACGAGCACAAACAACUCAUUGUCAUCGAUUUUGAGUAUGCAAAUGCCAACCUCCCAGGUCUUGAAUUUGCCAACCAUUUUACGGAAUGGUGCUACAACUACCACGACCCGGAAUUUUCUUAUCUUUGUAACACACAGUUCUACCCUACCGUUGAGGAGCAACAUCGAUUCUUGAGGGCCUAUCUGAUGCACAAUCCCACUUUUAAAGCACCUGGUACAUCCGCAUCAAACCCACCAACACCUCAACUCGCGCCUCUCCAUUCAUCUGGUAGCAGCACGGCUCUUGCAGCCACUGCCACGCCGACGUCUAUCUCCGCGUUCAUGCUCGAUUCCCGAAUCCCUUCGGGUUCGGGGAAGGGAAGCUACGAGGAGAGGGAGGCACAAACCGAGAGACACAUUGAAGAGGAAGCUAGACGACUGAUGGCUGAAACCAGGUUGUGGAGACUGGCCAACUCUGCAAUGUGGGUGGCAUGGGGGAUUGUUCAAGCGCAUGUGCCAGGCCUACCAGACUUUGACAAGGACGAACAGGAGACUACUAGCCAAGCGGCACCCGUGUUGGAGAGUGCGACUAAAGAGCUCAAGGAUGAAGCAAAAGCUGAAGACAAAUCCAAGCAUGGGGGCGAAGACGUGGCCGAUCCGUCCGAAACGCAGAACGAGGAGGAAGAAUUCGAUUAUCUAGCGUAUGCGCAGGAUCGAGCCAUGUUCCUGUGGGGCGAUGCUAUUCGACUGGGUAUCAUCAAAGCUGAUGAGCUGCCCGAGGAAUUGCGCAAGAGGAUCAAGGCGGUUGAGUAUUAAGGAACGAGUACAUGGUAGCUGAUGAAUUAGCCGGCCUUCAGUAUGAUAGUAAUGAAAGACGUCAACAGAUUUGAUGAAUAUGUAGUCGCCCGUUUAGAUGCCGUUAUUUUCUUUGACCCAUCAGCAUUCUAUCCUUGGGGUGAAGUAACCAAAAACUUGUGUUUGAUCCAGAUGAUGUUGUUCUGUAGUUAUGUGCAGUUUUCAAGGGAUUUUUUUAUGUACGAGUUACUACGCAUGGUUGUUUUGC